AUGAGUUUUUCUAAUGAAGAUAAUGAUUUUCAAGAUAAUAAUAUCCAAAAAUUAAAAAAAGGUACUGAAAGUAUUUUUAAUUUAGAAACAAAGUGUUAUAAUUACUCUAGUAGUAGUAAUAAUAAUAAUAAUAAUAGUCAAAGUAGCAUUUUAAAUGAAAAAAAUGGAAUAAAUGAUAUGAACAUAUGUAUAAAAAAGGAAAAUAUUUUUUCAAAUAAUUCAGAGUAUUUUAAUUAUAGAAAUUUUAAUGAAGAUUUUAAAAAUUUUAAAAAUACAUACUUUGGUGAUCCUUAUUCCGAAUUAAAUGAAACUAUAAAAGAUAUGUAUUAUUCCCAUGAUAAUAUUCAACAUAAUGAAUCAUGUAUUACAAAAAACUUAAAAGAAAAAUGUAUUAAUAAUAAUAAUAAUAGUGAUAUAAAUUACAAAAACAUUGAAAAAGAAAUAAACAACAAAAAUAAUGAUUAUAACCUAAAUGAUAAAAAUGUAUCUGCAUAUUAUAAAAAAAAUAUAAAUAAGGUGAAUAUGAAUUUAAAGGAAGAAAAUAAUAUGAUUAAGAUAAAUAGCGAAAAAUAUUAUGAAAAUAAAUUACAAAAUUUACCUACUGAUUUAAGUAAUCAGGAUGUUUAUAUAUCUUAUAUUAUAAGUAAUAAAAAUCCGUGCCAAAAAAUAAAUAAUGCUAUCAGUUCAAAUGGAUUAAAUAAUAAUAGUAAUUAUAAAGACUCAUCUUAUUAUAUAAUAGAAAAGAAAAAUAAUUCUCAUGACUUAGAAUUAAUUAAUAACAAUAAUGAUAAUCGUCAUUCAGAAAUGAAAAGUAAAAAAAAUGAGGACUUUUGCAAAGAAAUUUCAAAAGUAUAUAAUUGUAAUAUGAUAAAUAAUAUAGAAAAAGUAGAUAAUACUGAAGAAACAAAUGGUACAGAACAUAUAAUUAAUAAUACAAUAGAAGUAAAAAAUCCAGAUGAUGUAAAAAAAAAAGAAAAAAAAAAGAAUUAUAAAAAUUUAAAUGAAAAUAUAACUCAGUAUAAUACCCUUAUCGACCCAAAUAUAGAAAAAUCGCAAAAAAAAAGUCCUAAUUUAAGUAAUUAUGAAGAAGAAAAUGAAAUGUAUUACAAAAAAAAUAAUUUCUAUCAUUUAAAAAAAAAAUUUGAUAUUGUGAAUAAUAUGAAACAUAAAGAAAUUAUUGCAAGUGAAAUUAGUAACAUAGAAAUAUCAAAAAAAAAAGAUAAUUCAUUUGCAUCAUCUAACAGUGAAAAUAAUAAUAAUAAUAUAAAUGAUAGUAAUGCUAUAAAUAAUUACGAUAAUAACAUUAAUAAUAAUGGAAAUAGUGAUCAUAAUAUUAAUUCCCAUAACAUAAAUAAAAAUAUUAAUGAGGUAGCAUAUGAUAAGUAUUAUGAUAAUAAAAAUAAUAAUGAUAAAAAUAGUAGUUAUAAAAGUAAGAAAAAUUCAGAUUUAUCAGACGAUUUAAAACAUUUUAUAAGAAAAAAUAAUAUUAAUUCAUCAAAUAGUAAUAUUGUUAAAGAAAAAGAUCAAGAUGAAAAAGUAAAAAUUGAAAAGAAAAAAAACAACAGUGAAAAAAAUGAAUAUAAUACAUAUUUAAAGAGCUUUUUUAAUGAUGCUAAUCAACUAAAUCAUAAAGAGAUUUUCAUAAAUAAGAAUAUAAUAAAUGUAAGUACUAAAAAAAUUAUGGAAAAUGAAAAUGAUGUAUCAGUAAAAAAUAAUAUAUAUUUGAACAAAAAUGUUGAUAAUGUUUUCAAUGUUAAAAAAAAAAUAGAACUUAAUUUUUUUGGGAAAAAAAAUACAGGUAAUUUUUUAAAAUUGAAAAAUAUAGAAAUUGGAACUAAUUAUAAAAAUUAUGAUAAAACAACAAAAAUUUCAAAGGAAAGAAUUAAUGAAAAUAAGUUAGCAAAUUUUAAUGAAAAAAAUGACAUAUCAUUAGAAAAUUCAAAUAUUAUUAUUCCUACUACUAAUUGUGAAAGUCAUUUAAACGAAAAUUUUCAUUCAAAUGACUUCCGUAGUAAGAAUUUCAUUUCAUCUUUAAAAUUUUCGGAAAUAAAAAAUGUUAUUAAAAAUAAAAGACAAAAAAAAUUACCACAAUAUUCUAAAUUAAAAAAUUUAGAAAAUAAUAAUAUUUCUCCUAAAAAUAAGAAUAUAUAUAAAUUAAAUGAAAAAAAAUCCUCAGAAGAAAUAAAAAAUGUUGAUAUAAAUAAAUUAUCUGACAAAGCAAAAUUCACACCAAAAGAAACUAAUAUUCUAAAUAAUGAAAUAAAAAAAUUAAGCCGUAAUAACAUUGGUAAAAGUUCUUUAUCGAUAAAAGACAAAAUAAAAUCAAGUGAAAGAAUUUUUACAAACAAAAAAAAAAGAAUAGAUGAUUUAGAGAAGAAAAUUUCAAAUAAUGAUAUAAUAGGAAUGAAUAGAGAAGUUACAAGAAGUAAAUUAUCAAAUAAAAAAAAUAGCAAUAAUAUAGAAGGAAGAAUUGAAAAAAUUGUAAAAAAUAAAUGCGAAUAUCAGGAAGAAAGAAAAAUGAAUAAAAAAGAACAUGCUGAUUAUAAUGAAAAAAAAGAAGAGAUGGAUAAAGUAGAAACAGCGGAAGAAGAAAGAAAUGAUAUAAAAAAAUUGAAUACUAGUAUGGUAAAGUUUUCUAAUUUAACAUAUUUAAAAAAAAAAAAAGAUGAAAAAUGUUUAAUUGAAAAUUCAAAAGAAAAAACGAAAAAAAAAAGGAAAUCUAAUAAUGAAAAUGUGAUUUCAAGCAUAGAAUUUUUAAAAGAAAAUAAUGGGGGAUAUAUAUAUAAUAAAAAAAAAUUAAAAGAAAACAUGCUUGAAAAUUACAUUAUUAAGAAGAGCAGUCAGCAUGAUACUAACUUGAAUAUUAAAAUUAAUGAUAUACAUAAAGAAAAUCAAAGUGAUUAUUUUUUAAAAGAGGAAUUUAAUAAAAAUAUACUUAAUUCUCACAUUUUAGGUGAAGGCAUCCAGAAUGUUUACAUAGGUGAAAAUAAUGUAAUUGAACAUAAUGAUUUAUUUAUGAAUAAAAAUAGAAUGAAUUUAAAUGAAUGUAAAGAAAAUUACUUAAGAGUAAAUAUAUCAAACGAUAAAAAUAGUAUACCAGCUUCUUGUGAAUUAAACAAUAAUUUUUUAAAGAGUGCUAAUGAAAAUAAUGAUGGAAAUAUAUAUUUAAAUGAAAGAAAUAUACACGCAUGUGAAAUAGAUAAUAAAUUUUUAGAGUUUAACAAGGAAAUUAUAAAUUUAAAUUACAUGAAUUUGAACAACUCGAAUGAAGAAUUAUAUUCUGUUAACUAUAGUAAAAAUAAAAAGAGAAGUGGAAUACCUUUAAAUGAAAGAAAAUAUUAUAGAAUAUUAGCAAAACAAAUGGAAAAAAUACAAGGUCUUACAUUUGAUCAUAAUCAAAUCAGAUGGAUUGCUUAUUGGAAGAAUGAAAAUAAUAAACAAAUUCAAAAACAUUUCCCUGUAUGUAAAUAUGGCUUUUAUAAGGCUAGACAAUUAGCUUUAGAAUUUCGAAAUUCAAAAGUAAAUAAUAAAGAAUAUAAUAUUAACAAAAAGCAUAAAGAAUUUUCUAAUAAUUUAAUUAAUAGUAACAAUGAAACAAAGGGAAAAAAACGUAACAAUUCCAAUAAAAAUUCAAUGAUAUAUUGCUCAAAUGAAAAUAUUAGUAAUAAGAAUAAAAAUAAUGCUUGUAUAAAAGAAAAUUACGGACAUAGUAAAAAUAGAAAUAAUAUUAAAGGUAAUAUGAAAGAACAAAAUAUAAACUAUUGUAUCAGUAAAAAUAAUCUGAAAAUAAACAACUAUGAAAUGACAUUUGAUACAAAUAAUAAUAAUAAUAAGGAAAAUUACAAAGAUAGAAAUAUGGAAUUUAAAAAAACAGAUAUAAAGGUAAACGUAAAUUUAGAUUUAUUAAACGAUUCAAAUUAUAGAGAAAAAUUGAAUAAUAAUUUUUAUGAUUAUAAAAAUGUUCUAGAAAACUCAUUAAAAAAUGAAAAAAUACUUGAUUUAAAAUACGUAGAUAAUUUAAAAUGUGAAAAAAAAAUAUUUAAUAAUAUGGAAUUUUCUAAGAACCAGGAUAACCUCUCUUAUUUUAAGAAUGAAUGUAACUCAAGUAGUAAAAAAUCUCUUGGUUUUAUUAAUAAUCAAAUGAAUAACUUUUAUGAGGUAUAUGAUACAAAUAACAUUUAUAAUGAUGAUAAUUAUAACAGUUACAUAGAAUAUAAUGAUGAAAAUCAAUUUACUUAUUUAAAUAGCUAUAAUAUUAGAAAAAUGAAUUUUAAUACUAUUAUUAAUAAUAUAAAUAAUAUAUAUGAAAACAGAGUAGAUAAUCCUAUAGCUCUUUAUAAUGAUAGCAAUAAAUCAAAUUUAAAUGAACUCAAUAAAAUAAUGAUAAGCAAAAAUUCAUCUAAUAUUAAUUCUAUGUAUGACUUGAAUAGCUUUAAAAAUAAAGAAUAUGAUAUAAAUAUUCUAAUUAAAAUGGAAAAUAAUACAAAUAACUUGAAAUAUAAAAAUCAUUUAAAUAAUAUUAAUAAAUUUCACGAAAUAAACAUUUCAAGUAAUACAAAUGCUUCUACACAAUUAGAUAUGAUUAAUAAUGUUAAUAUACCAAAUGAAUAUAACUCAAUGAAUAGUUACGAUUUGAAUUACUUAAACUAUUUAAAUAAUAUUAAUACAAAAAAUCAUUCUAAUCAAAUAAAUAUUAUGAAAGAUAAUAAUAAUAAUAAUGAGUUUCAUAAUAUAACAAAGUUGCAUCAAGAUAAUUUAACAAAUAAUUUAAACAAAGAUUGCUAUAUAAAAAAUGAAGCUUGUCAUUAUUAUAUACAAGAAAAAAAAAAAAAUUACUUAAAAAAUGGAAAAGAAGAAAUAAUAAUUAAAGGUAAUGAAGAAAAUACAGUAAAUAGCUCAUUAAAAAAUAUAUAUGAAAAUAAUUUUUUUUUGAAUAAAAAAAAUAUAGAUAAUAUUCUAUUAAAGAAUAUUAAUUUGGUAAAUAAAAAAGUAAACAAUAACACUAUACUUAAUAUAGAUAAUGUUAAUAACAUUUUUAUGAUAUCAAACAAUGACCAUAUAUUGUAUAAUAAUGAAAAUAUAAAAUUAAAUUUAUAUAAAAAUAAAAAAGGAGAAAAAGAUAUAUAUGCUUUAACUAGAGCUUCUACAGCUUCUCAUUUUUCUGAGCAUUUUAAUAGUAUAGUAAAAGUAAAGAAAAAUGUUCAUUUUGAAAAUAACAAAAUAUAUAAUAAUUUAAAUAAUGAAGAAUUUUCAACAAAAGAAAAAGCUAUCUUAGAAGAAUUUUAUGAAAAGGAAAACACGAAUAAUAAAAAUAUCAAAAAUCAAAAAACAAGAAAACGAAAAACAAUAAGUAAAAAAAAAAUUAAUACAAGUGAAAAAUACAAAAAUAUAUCAACUUAUGAAAAAGAAAAAAAAGAAGGAAAAGGUGAAAAAUUAAAAAUAAAGCAUUCAAGUAACAAAAAUAAUGUAGAUGCUUUUGUUACUCUUAAGAAUAAGGAAGACAAAGCUACUAAAAGUUUUGGUAAUAUUAUUUCAAAGAAUAAUAGGAAUAUUAUAACCAAAAAUGAUGAUAGUGUGGUGAGUAAUAAUCUUAAUAAUGAUAAUAAUCAUUAUCACUGGAAUAAUAUAUAUAACUCAAUCAAUAAUAACAACAUUGAUUACAAUUAUAAUAAUAGUAUUAAUAAAAAUAGCAAUAAAGAAGUAUCUAGUAAAAAAAAAUCAAAUAUAACAGAUACAAUACAUAAUGUGAAUAAAAGAGAUGAAAAUAAGAAAACAAAUGAAAAAUAUGAAUUAUGCAAUUCUUUUAAUGCAAACAUUUUAAAGAAUGCCAAUGACGCUGAUGAGCGAAAUUGUAGCUCAGAUAAAAUGGAAAGUAAUGAUAUAUAUUAUUUAAAAAAAAAAAAAAAUGGAAAAAGAAAUAAAAGAAAAUAUAUAAUAAAUAUUUUUGCAAAUGAAAAUAAAGAUACAAAUCUAAAAAAUGUGGUAGAAAAAAAAAUAAAAAAAGAUAAUAAUGUUUGCAAUAACGUUGAGUGCAAUUUCUCUAGUUCAUUAAAUAAUAAAAAUAAUGAUUUAAUAUUAUUAAAUAAAGAGAAUACUAAUAAUAGUGAUAUAAGUAAAAAUCACAAGAAUGAUAAAAAAUUAAAGAAAUUUAUUAACAAACAAACAAAAUUCGAGAAAUAUUCUAAAAAAUCAAAUCAUUUUAAAAAAAGUUCUAAUGAAGAGAAUAAUAUAAAUUAUUACAAUGAAAUAAUGAAAAUGCCUAAAAUGAAAGGUGUUCAUUUUGAUAUUAGGCAAAAAAGAUGGUGUGCAUAUGGAUAUAAAAAAAAAGAGUGCUUUUCUGUAUAUAGAUAUGGUUUUUUAAUAGCUAGAGAAUUAGCAGUUAAAAGUAGACUAAAAGUACAAAAAAGAAAAAAUAAUUUAAAAUUAAAAAAAAUUAAAAAUGAGAUAAACAUAGAAAAUAAAAAAAAAAAUAUAUUAAAAAAAAAAUACACGAAAAAAAUAAGUAAUAAAUGGAAGAAUUACAGUGAUGAUAAAUGUAAUAAUAAAAAUGAUAAUAAUAAUAAUAAUGCAAAUACUGAAAAAAAUUUUGCAUUUAAAGUUUUUAAAAAUGGAAACAAUACAAAUAAUAACAUAAUUGUAAAAAAUGAAAAUUAUAAAGACGCUGGAAUUGAUAUGAAUAUUUGUGAGAAUCAUGUAAAUAAUGUAAAUGAUAAUAUAAUAUUAGCAACUUAUAAUUUUAAUGAAAAAAUAAAUAAUAUAUAUAAUUUAAAUAAUUAUGAUGAUGCUAAUAAUUUAAGUGAAGAAAGUCGUUUUAAUUUUAUGAAUGAACCAAUUAAUGUAAAUUCUUCUAUAGAUACAGAUAAUUUUAUUGAUAGAAAUAGCAUUAAUAAUAUAAAUAAUCACAAUAAUAUAAAUAAUUUUACUAGCAUAAAUGAUUUUAAUGACACAAAUAAUUUUAAUAAUGUAAAUUACUUUAGAAACUUAAAUAACUUUAAUAAUGCACAUAAUUUAAGUCAAGUUAAUAAUUUUAAUAAUAUGAAUAAUUUUAAUGAAAUAAACUGCUUAAAUGAACUUAAUGAUUUUCAUAAUUCGAGUAAUAUUAAUAUGGCAAAUAUCCCUAUUAGUACAAAUAAUUUGAAUGAUGCAUAUAAUAUUGUAAAUAAUAAUUUAAUUGAUAAAAAUAAAUCAAUUAACACAAAUACUUUUGUCAAUUUAAGUAGUUUUGAUGAUAAUAUUGCAAAAAAGGAUUAUGAAAAACAUAACUUGUCCAUUCAAAAAGCAAAUUUCAUUGAUUCGUUAACGUUAAAUAAAUUUUCUAAAGAGAAUAACACAUUAUAUUUAAGAAAGAAAUGCAUAAUUGAUAAUGUAAAUAAUGAUAAAUUAGAUAGCUUCAAAAACGAAGUAGUUAAUAUGGAAAGUUAUUAUAAUGUUGAUGAUUUAGAACAAAAAAAAAGGAAUUCAAAAAAUUCUAUUAUUGAAUGUAAUUUUUUCUCUAAUGAUAAUAAUAUAACAAAAUUUUCAAAAAUUAAUAAAAGGAAUUUGAAAAAAAAUAUAUAUGCAAAUAAUGUUAUAAAUAUUCAUAGCAAAUUAGUGUAUAACGAAAAUGAGGAAAAUUAUUCUUUAAACAAAAAUAUAAUGACUGAUCAACAUAUUAAAAAAAAUAAUAUGCUAAGUAAUAUAAAAGAUGAUAGUAUGAUUUCAAAUUAUAACUUGAAUUUGUCUCUUAAUUUUAAAGAAAAAAUUAAAAGUGUACAUGAUAGCAAUAAUAAUAUUAACGAUAAUAAUAGUAUAUAUAUUGAUAACUAUAGAGAUAAUAGUAAUAAUAAUAAAGAUAAUAAUAAUAAUAAUAAUAAAGAUAAUAAUAAUAUUAAUAGAGAUAAUAAUAAUAAUAAUAGAGAUAAUAAUAAUAAUAAAGAUAAUAAUCAUAAUAAUAAUAAUAAUAAUAAUAACAAUAGUGAUAAUAAUAAUAAUGGUAAUAAUAAUGAUAAUAAUAAUAAUAAUGAUAAUAAUAAUAAUGAUAAUAAUAAUACUAAUAAUACUAAUAAUAAAGAUAAUAAUAAUAAUAAUAAUAAUAAUAAUAAUAAUGAUAAUAAUAAUAAUACUAAUAAUACUAAUAAUACUAAUAAUAAUGAUAAUAAUAAUAAUAAUAAUAAUAAUUAUAAUAAUAAUGAUAAUGAUAAUAAUACUUUUUUUUCUAAGUAUUGCGAUUUUCCAGAUUAUAAAAAUAAUGAAAAUGCUAAUGGAUUAUAUGAAAAAUACUUUUGUAGGCUAGAAAACGAGGAGAUAAAUAUGAAUAAUAAUUCAAAUAUAAAUGAUGUAUCAUAUAAAAGCAAUACUCAUAACACAAAUAUGUUAAGCAUAAGUAAAAUAUCUGAUAUAAAUAAUACGUCUCAUUUAAAUAAUGAAUAUAUAUUUAAGGAUUUUAAUGAAAAUAUAAUUAUACAAAAUGAAAUAAAUGAAAAAGAAUUAGAAGAUAAAUAUCUACAAAAAAGAGAGAACAAUUUUAUGAAUAAUAGUAGAUAUAACAAUAAUAUUAAUAGUAAAAUGGAGGAUAAAAAAAUUAUCUAUACAAAAGAUACAUACUAUUCUUAUAUUAAUGAGAAAGAAAAUAAAAACUUGUACAAUUCUGUGAAAAUAAAGGAAGAACCAGAGAUAAUAGAACAAGAACAUAAAAGUUUAAAAAAUCAAGGCAAUUAUCCUCAUAUACAAAAGCUCUAUUUUUAUCCUAAUAAUUUUUUUUUUGAAGUAGAAACAUAUGAUAAAAAUAAUUAUAAUAAUUUGAUUAAUUCUUCUUUAAAUAAUGAUUGCUGUUAUGUAAAUUCAUUUGAAUAUGAUAAAAAAAUUAAGAUAGGAAAUUUUAAUAAUUGUGAAAAAAAAAUUUCUUAUAGUACUUAUAAUAAUUAUAAUGAUUACGAAACAAAUUUAACUGAAGAAAAUGCGAAUAGUAACAAUUUUUUAAAAAAUAAAGAUAGUGAAAGUUUAUUAAAAAGUACACAGGAUAAUCUCAAAGAAAUCACUAACUUUCCCAAAAAUAUGAUAAACAAUGUUGAAGAACAUUUUCUAAAUGAAUGCUUAUCUGAUAAUGAAUCUAUAUUAAUACAUGAUAAUGAAAAUAAAGUUAGCAGUAGAAGAAAUAAUUCCUUAGAUAACAUAAAAAUAAAUAGCAAUGAUUAUUUUCCAAGUUAUAAUAAAAAAAUUAUCAGUAAUUUCUCUUUUGAAAAUUUUGAAGAAAUAAAUAAAAAUAAUAAUUACAUAAUUAACUCUAACUUUCAUUUAUUAAAUAUAGAAUAUAAAAAUGAUGACAAGAAAAAUGGAAUAUCUAAUAAAAAUCAAUUAUAUGAAAAAAAUGAUAAUGAUUUUAAAAGCUAUAAUAGAAAUAAUGAAAAAAAAGAUGAUAUAGAAGAAAAUGAAAAUUUAUGCAAUCAUAAUAUGAAUGAAUAUAGAAUGAACGAAAUGAGUAAUACUUAUAAUAAAAAUACUGGUACGUUUAUAAUUAAUAAUGAUUUAAGUAAAUCUUAUAUUGAUCUUAAUGAAAAUGGAAAAAUAAUAAAUCAUAAUGAAAAAGAAAAUGUAAAAUUAAAUUGUUACAGUUAUAAACAAAUAAAAUAUGGUAUAAAUUAUACAAAUAAUUGCGAAAAAUUAAAAAUAAACUCUCAAAAUAAAAAUAACAUGAAUGAUAAAGAUAAAUUUGAUAAUAUUUUUAAGGGAAAAUAUGUUGAUUCCAUUUACAGUGAUUUAAUUGACAAUAAAGAAAAUAUUUUGAAAUAUAAUAAUCUUAACAUAAAUAAUUGUGAAUAUUUAAAACGCAAUAAGAAUAAUUUAAGUUAUAAAGAGGGUUAUAUAUACAAAAAUGAGAACUAUGGAAAUGAGAACUUUGUGAAUGAUAUGAAAUUUUUAAAUAAUUUAAAUGAUAAUCAUAUCAAUGACUAUGAACCAGUAAAUUUAGAAAAUGGUUAUUAUGAUUAUAAAAAUGAAUAUAACAACGAAGAAUAUUUUUCAUCCUUAUACUUAAAUAAUUAUUAUAAUAAUAAUUAUGAAAAAAAUAACAAUUUAGUAGAUAAUACUCACUUUUCUUUUUUAGGAUAUAAAAUAUAUAACCCAAGUGAAAAUGGCAUAAUUAAUUAUGAUUUAAACGAAAAUAAUAUAAUAAAUAAUGAUAUAAGUGAAAAUAAUAUAAUGGAAAAUGAUACAAAAGAAAAUAAUAUAAUGGAAAAUGAUACAAAAGAAAAUAAUAUAAUGAAAAAUGAUAUAAAAGAAAAUAAUAUAAUGAAAAAUGAUACAAAUGAAAAUAAUAUAAUGAAAAAUGAUACAAAUGAAAAUAAUAUAAUAAAAAAUGAUACAAAAGAAAAUAAUAUAAUGAAAAAUGAAAUAAAUGAUAAAAAUAUGAAUCUAAAUAAUUAUAAUAAAUUAAUAGAUGAAAAAAAAUUUAGUUACUAUAACUAUCAGAAAGAUGAUAAAAAUAAUGAGAAAUACACAAACAUAAGAGAUAUAGAUUUAAAUACAGAAAAUUUAAAUAUAAAUUCAAAUAUUAUUAGUAAAAAAGAAUUAAAUUAUUUAACAAAAAAAAGAGUUAAUUUUAAUAGAAAUAAUAAAAAUGACAUAGAUAAUAUAAUAAAUAGUGCAUAUACUGAUUGUUUUAAUAUUAUAAUAAAUUCUGAUUUAUCCAACAAAAAUGAUUUAAUUAAUUGCAUAUCUAGUAAAUAUGAACUGGAGAAUUGCAUAAAUGAUAAAAAGGUUGACAACAAAGAUUUUCAAAUAAUUCAUUAUAAUGAAAAAAAAAAAAAAGAAAAUGAAAAGACAUUUCCAGAUGAUGUAUUAUGUCAUGAGAACAUUAAUAAGUUUAUAAAAAAUUCAGAUAUAAAAAAAUAUGAUAAAUCUUUAUAUGAAAAUAAAAAUAUAAAAAGAAAAGAAGAAAAGAAAAAAUUUCAUAUUUAUAAUAAUCAUAAAAACAAAAAAAUACUAAAUAAUGUAAAUUUAUUGAAAAAAUUUAGUGAUAACUUUCCUUGUAAAUUUAUAGAAGUAGGAGUAUAUUGUAAAUCAAUUAAUAGCUUUUACAAUAGUGAUGAAAUAAUGAAUCGUUAUUAUUUAAAUAUUUUUAAAAUUAUUCAAAGUAUUAAUAUUAAUGCUCUUUUCAGUUUUAAUUAUAGUGAUAAUGGGAAAAAUAUUCCAAUGAAAUCAUAUUAUGAAUAUAUUUGCUUAACAUUACAAGAUUGGAAUGUAAACAACAUAAAUAAUGUAACUAAAAGCGUAAAUUUUAGAAGAUUGAUUUAUAAAUAUCUAGUUUUAGAUUUAUUAAAAAAUAUAAAUAAUAUUGAUUUGUCUGAUUUAUCAACAACUAAUGAGAAUAAAAAUAAAAAUUUUAUAUCAAAUACAAAUGACGAUUUAAGAACUAUCUUUAGGCAAGGUAAAUUAGGCAAAAAUUAUGAUUUAUUAAAGAAAGUAGAAAAGUAUCAUUUAGAUGCAAUAAACAAUAUCUAUAAGUUAGAAUCCAUUCAAUUAUAUAUAGAUAUUUUUGUAAUAUGUAUAAUUAAAAAUACUACUUCAAGUAAGUUAUCAUUUAAUGAACGAGUUAUGCUAAUAGGAUCACUUUUAUUAUUUUAUUUUAAAAAUAAUUAA
Molecule: messenger RNA, 11616 nt
Organism: Plasmodium relictum
Lineage: Eukaryota; Apicomplexa; Aconoidasida; Haemosporida; Plasmodiidae
Gene: ApiAP2
Product: transcription factor with AP2 domain(s), putative
Exons: 2
Coding region: 1-11616 (3871 amino acids)
Biological process (GO): regulation of DNA-templated transcription
Molecular function (GO): DNA-binding transcription factor activity
Source: RefSeq, a predicted model, not a curated record